This is a messenger RNA of Trichoderma aggressivum f. europaeum, 1635 nucleotides long. RefSeq lists its product as uncharacterized. NCBI's taxonomy places the organism in Eukaryota, Fungi, Ascomycota, Sordariomycetes, Hypocreales, Hypocreaceae. Gene Ontology annotation, molecular function: monooxygenase activity; heme binding; oxidoreductase activity, acting on paired donors, with incorporation or reduction of molecular oxygen. The transcript has 3 exons. The record is from RefSeq and is a predicted model, not a curated record. The coding region runs from base 1 to 1635 and encodes 544 amino acids.
AUGGCGAUUCCCGAGUUGCUGGGGUCUGUGACCUCGAGCCAGCUUUGGAGCUUUGGCGCUCUUUUUCUGAUCUUGUCCUUCGUUGUCGACUUCGCGAGUCACCCGCAGUAUCCAAGCCAGAUUCCUGUCAUGGGUAAGGGCCAUGGAAUGCUCAACGCUUUACUUGACAGCUUCCGUUACCUCACAAACUAUCACCGUUGGGUCAGCGAUGGCUACGUCAAAUUUGGCAAAAAAGGCCUACCCUUCGUCGUGCGAUCUCCGUUAUCUCGCCCUUCAGAGGUCGUCAUCCCUCGCAACCAGAUUGGCUGGAUGAUGGAUCAGCCCGACCACAUCCUCUCGACCUAUGAUGCCCACAAUGCCGUCCUGUAUUCCGAAUACAACUUUCUCGGCCGCCGCUUGGCCUAUGACCCAUUUCCUAAUCGCGUAAUGCACAAGUAUAUAGCCCGGCAUCUAUCCACCGUUAUCCCCAACGUCGACGACGAGAUUCAACACGCAAUAGACACAACUCUAGGAAACGACGCAGAAAACUGGAAGUCGUUCAAGCUGUGGAACCUCUGGCUUGACAUCGUACCGCACGUCACCAACAGAUUGCUCAUCGGGCCCGAAGUCUGCCGCAACAAGCAGUUCAUCGAUGGAAUGGUCAGCUUUACAAACGACGUUGUCCGCAACGGCUUCCUGCUCCAAGUCAUCCCAAAGGUCCUCCAUCCCAUCUUUGGCCGCAUCUUUGGCAUGUUCAACUAUCUCCACUGGCGCUCGGCCAACGCUCCGGCCCAGCCCAUCAUUGAGAAGCGUCUCAAUGCCAUGCUGAAGAACGCCGCGGGCGAUCCCGAGUACAAGGACUUUACGCCUCCCGAAGACUUCAUCACCUGGUUAAUCCGACAGGCACUCGCAGACGGAAAGACAUUCGAGCUAGACCCCAUUGUUAUUUCUAAACGACUUCUUCCCAUUGAAUUUGCCGCAAUCCACACCACAGUGUUGACAGGCCAGCUAUGGAUGCAAGAUCUGCUCACCUCGGAUCCCGAAACCGGCAUCCUAGACAUCCUCCGAGCGGAAAUCAACGCCAACAAACCCGAAUCCGGCCCCUGGACAAAGGCUGCCAUCUCGAACCUCGUCCGUCUCGACUCUUCCAUCCGCGAGUCCCAGCGAGUCAGCAACUUCGCCGUCACAAUGAUUGAACGCAAGGUCGUCGCCGACAACGGCCUGUACAACCCAGAGCUAGGCUGGACUCUUCCAAAGGGCAGUUUCGUCACCGUCAACCUCGAAGGGACGCACCACGAUCAGGACCUCUACAAAGACCCCCACUCGUACAAUCCUCUCCGCUAUUCCCAGGUCAGAGAAGCUUGGGACGCAAAAUCAGACGAAGAGAAGAAGAGCGAGCCUGAAGAGGGCACGAGAAUACGGGGUCUUGGAAUGGUGACUACGAGUCCCCAGCACUUGGCAUUUGGCCAUGGCAGACACGCUUGCCCCGGGCGAUUCUUCGUCGCGCAUGAAUUGAAGCUCAUCAUGAUCCAUCUCCUCCUCAACUACGACAUUAAGCUAGUUGGCAAGAUGCCUGAGAAGCAAUGGAUAGGCGGCACCAUCAUUCCGCAUCUGAAAGCAGAGAUUCAGAUCCGGCGAAAGAAAGUGUCGGCGUGA